UUCAUCAUCACUCAAAAACAGCCCUUGGACUUUGAGAGUAAAAAAUCCUACACUCUGAAGGUUGAGGCGACCAACAUUAUAAUGGACCUUCGAUUUAGCAGUGGAGGCCCUUUCAGAGAUACAGCCACGGUGAAGAUCACAGUGGAGGACUCAGAUGAACCGCCUGUAUUCUCGUCAGCUGGUUAUCUUCUGCAGGUUCAUGAGGAUGCUACCGUUAACACAGUCCUUGGGCAGGUGUUUGCCUAUGACCCAGAUUCCACUGCUAGCUCCAUCAGAUACUUAAUUGAUCGUCACACAGACCUUGAAAGGCAAUUCAACAUAAACACUGACAAUGGAAAGAUAAUGCUCGCCAAACCACUGGACAGGGAGAUGGACAUGUGGCAUAACAUCACUGUGACAGCUACAGAAGUCAGAAACCACAGUCAGAUCUCUAGAACUACUGUGACCAUUAAAGUUUUAGACAUCAAUGACAAUGCACCUCAGUUUGCCAAAGACAAGGAGGUGUUCCUCUGUGAAAAUGGAAAACCUGGUCAGGUGAUAGAGACUGUCAGUGCCAUUGACAAAGAUGACCCAAUUAAUGGACACGUUUUCAUCUAUAGACUGGCAUCAAACAAUCCAAAUUUUACAAUAAAAAACAAUAUAGGUAAAUUGUGGCUGUUCCAUCAGCAUGCAUUGUGAUAUUUAUAGUUCCAGUUAUAUCAAAGGACACACAGUAGGUCAUUUCACUUGAUGUAUAGA
Paramormyrops kingsleyae is the source of this 738-nucleotide messenger RNA. The record is from RefSeq and is a predicted model, not a curated record. NCBI's taxonomy places the organism in Eukaryota, Metazoa, Chordata, Actinopteri, Osteoglossiformes, Mormyridae.